CAUCACUACGCCAUAGUUUAUUAUGGUGCACAGAGUACGCAAUCAAUGCCUGCAAUUUGCAAUAUUCGCAUACGAUGAUGAUUGGAGCAGCAACAACAACAAUAACAACACACACACGUACAGUCGCAGCUGAAAAACGAUAACCGUGUAAUCCACCCAGUGACGACGGAAAUGUCGACGGCAACAACAUCGCCAUUCACAUCACCAACAACAUCACCACAACAGCAACAAACAACAUCAGCAGCAGCAACAACAACAAGUGGGCCACCAAGCUGGAGCUGCGACACACACAGACGUGCUCGGGAGGCGAAGCAACAGCAACUGCAGCUAACGACGUUGCUGGCGGAGCUGCGUCGGGCGACGCAUCAUUGGUUCCAGACCAAGAGUGAUGAGUGCUUCCAUCUCGUGGUGCAGACGUGUGUGCGCAUCCUGCAGCACGGUCUCCUGCUGCCAUCUGCCACCAACGGUGGCACCCAGCGCUUGGUCGAGGACUUUGAGUUUCUGCGUGCCACACAGCUGCAGCUGCCACAUGGCAGCAGCUCGCGGCACGCCCCCACGCAGCACGUCAGCGAGUUUCUACAGCAAUGGGUGACAAGUUGCCUGCAACAACACUGCCUCACACGUUGUCUGCAAACGCUGGUCGCCGACCGGGAGCUGCUCGAUACGUACUAUCAGCCGGAUGUGGCGCUGUUGCGCCACAGCACACAUGCCACAGCGUUGUUUGUGUGCCUCACAGCCGUGCAGCUGGAUCAGAGCAGUUUGCUGAGCCAGUUGGAGCCGCUGCAGCGUCGCCAGCGUCAUCGACGCACGAGUUCGCAACCGAAUUUCAGCAAUGUAACACAACGUUUGCAGGUGGUGCAGGAGGAGGAGCUGCUGCCCCAGCACGCACAGAAACAGCCGCAGCAGCAGCAGCAACAACAACAGCAACUGUUACUCUUGCGUCGCAUCAAGAGUUUGCCCAGUCUGCAGCAGAGCAGCGACCACAGUCCAGACAGCUUGCGUCCACGUUGUCAGACCUACAACAGUCGGCGAGCGCGUUGGACGGAAGCGGAGCGUGAACUCGAGCUGCCGCUGAGCGGCUGCAGCUUGAGCACAGCGAGCAGUGGCCAGUUGACGCCGCGACGCGUCAUUCAGUUGAUCAACUGUGACGACAUCAAGAUCUGGACGGAUCAAACGAACAAUAGCAGCAGCGGCAGCGGCAACAGCAGCGAUUGCAACACGAUGACGCCAACAGCAACAGGAACAGCUGCUGCCGCAGUCAGCAAGCGAGGCAGUCCCUCAUUGAAUGGCUGGCUGGGCAAGCUGUUUGGCUCGCCGCCGGUUUACACCAGCUGGUAUCAGCGUGGUCUUGGCCACGACGAUGAGGCGAGCAGUGUGCUUGAUACUUUUCGUCCGGUGAAUGGACGCAAGCUCGACAAGCGGCAGCAGCAAUCGCUUUUCGAGGGCAUCAGCAUGCUCGACUAUGCCCAGGCGGAAACGGAACAGGAAACGAUGACGGCACCGCUUGACAUUGUGGGAUAUCAUCAGGUGUCGGGUGCCAGUUGCAGCAGCUCGACGCCGUGCAGCACCCUGAGCACUAGCGAGAACAACAGCUACAACAGCAAGAGGGACAAUCAAAGUUUGGCCGCCUUUCUGCAGAUGUCACGCUAUGCGCACAACAACACCGAACUGGAGAAGGAGAACGCACACUUUCGCAUCUCGGAGGCCUGCAUCACGGCCAUCGAGCAUGUGAAAUGGAGUCGUCGUCGUCGCCGGCAACGUCAUAACAGCAGCAGCAGCAACAAUAGCAGCGGCAGCACCAACAACCAAGGACAAGGCGAUACUUUUAUCGAUGCCGAAACCAUCGGUGUGCCAUUUGUGGAGCAACAGCAUUCGCUGGGCGCGGGCAACAACAACAGCGCCGAGGCAGUUGGUUUGCAGUUGAUAUCACGCUUCAAGGAUCAACAGCUGCCCAAGCUGGGUGAUCUCAAGUGGCUGGUGUCCGAACAGGAUGCACCACAGCAGCUGUUGCCGCUGCCCAAGCCAUUGCCACAGCAGCAACAGCAACUGCAAGAGGAGUCCGCGUGUUUAACGCGAGGCACACGCACUUGGGCGCCGCCGCGUCAACAGAUCAUCUUCACGGAGCAUCCAGCUCUGACUCGGACAGAGCUCUUAAAGCGCCAACAGUAUCGCUGUGCCGGAUGUGGCAUGCAUGUGGCACGUCAGUAUCAGCAGCACUUUCGCUAUUGCAACUAUUUAGGCAAAUAUCUGUGCACUGGUUGCCAUCGCAAUCAAAUGUCGGCGAUACCCGCCAAGAUCCUGCAUUCGUGGGACUUUCGCUGCUAUGCCGUCAGCUCGUUUGCCUAUCGUCUCAUCGAGCAGAUGUACACGUUUCCCCUCUUCCAUGUGCCCGACCUGCAGCCGGAGCUGUAUGGCAAGCAAAAGGCGUUGGCUCGCGCUCGCAAGCGGCGUCUGCAGUUGAAAUAUGCGCAGGAUUUCAUCAGCGCGUGUCGCUUUGCCACCAGGGAGCAAGCGCUCUUUAGUGCGGUGCCGACGCACAUUACCAAUGAGCCGGACAUGUGGUCCAUGUGUGAUUUUGUCGAUGCGCAAAACAACAGCAUGCGUCGCUCCAUCGAGGAGCUCAUUGCACUCAGCGAGCAACACAUCAACAACUGUGUGCUCUGCACCGGUCGUGCCUUUGUCUGCGAAUAUUGCAAGAGUCCCAAGCUCAUUUAUCGCUGGCAGCGAAAAGUCCAGUGUUGUGCUCAGUGCGGCGUCUGUUCCCAUUAUAAAUGCUGGAAGGCUGCCAGCAGUAGCAGUUAUCACCGUUGUCAGCGCUGCGAUCGAUUGCAUCAGCGUUCAACAGCCAGUUAGCUAAAAGAACAAUAACAAAAUAACAAGCGAUAAAUAACGAUCCAUUUCCAUAUAUUGUAUUGUAUAUAACCUGUAUAUUACCAAAAUUGUUAGCAAAUUGUACCUCAAGCGAAUGAUGGAUGAUCAAUGUUGAUUUUAUAAAUUAUACACAUAUUUAUUUUAUUA
This is a messenger RNA of Drosophila nasuta, 3018 nucleotides long. It is a transcript of the gene Rubicon, whose product is annotated as run domain Beclin-1-interacting and cysteine-rich domain-containing protein rubicon. Gene Ontology annotation, molecular function: phosphatidylinositol phosphate binding. Lineage: Eukaryota; Metazoa; Arthropoda; Insecta; Diptera; Drosophilidae. Gene Ontology annotation, cellular component: intracellular membrane-bounded organelle. The coding region runs from base 172 to 2853 and encodes 893 amino acids. The record is from RefSeq and is a predicted model, not a curated record. The transcript is spliced from 4 exons.